GGAAAUCAAAGUAUCCUUAAGGGAACCGUACUACAGUUGGACCUCUGAAAGGGGAGAAAUGUGUGUCCACAUCCACCUUCGCUUAUGUCCAUAUAUAGAGACGCUUCUCUUGUGCACAAGACAGUGUAAGUAAUAAAUGUCCAGAGUGCGACACCUUCUCAGUGACCCCCGGCUCCUUGGCUUGGCUGAAGGGCAGAAACGAACUGUGCCUGGCCCCUUUUGUUUAGGAGGGUGAGGGGUGGCGGCGAAGAGCCGUGUGCACGUGGAAAGCCGUGCCAGCCUCCUACUGAAAGCACGGAUUCACACUACUAAAAGAAGCUCGGAACGUUUUAUUUCCGGUAUUUUUCCUACUCGAUGGUACCGAAUUGUCUGAGAAUCAGGACUCUUUAGAACGGCACAGGUUUGGUCAAAGGACAAAGACGAUUUGCAAGUAAAAUGCCGGUAACUCUCGGGGUUUUUCUGCUUUACGGAGACUGAAAGGUCUCAUGUUUCUAGGAGAGAGACUUGGCUGAUCUACAUCCGAGGCAUUUGGGAGACCCUUUUUUUAUCCCCUCUCAGUGUUUUUUCACCCCAGAGACAGGUGUGCACAUUGUCCUGCACUGUAGUCACCACUAAGCCUUUUUGUAGAUACUUUUUACUGAUAUAUUUCAGUAAGUGUGACCUGAUAUAGGAAUGUCUGCUGUUAACUCCUGAACUGAGGAACGCGUCGAUUUUCACUGAUUAACUAAAGGUAAGUGCUUGCGUUAGCUAUGACCACCUUACAUUCUCACUUUAACUUCAGCUUCUUUAUAGAGGUGAAACAGGUUCGCUUUCUGUUUUUUGUCUUGUAUUUGUUCACAGCUGUUCAUAAGUCUGCCACUGUCUGGGAUCUUAGGGGCUGCAUUAAUUGAAUUGCCGCUGUAGCCAGAAAUUACAUUAGGCGAACUUUCAUGUACUUUGCUGUAUAGCUGUGCUUAACACUGUUAACGCUUUAGUUAAAGACAUCUUUACCUAAAACGAUCCUGGCUACUGCGUUGUAGGUGAUGUCCGAAGGAAUUAUAAACCAGAACGUUCUCAGCGCUGGUAUGUCAGCUUGGGCAUGGCACUGAGCAUUAGUAGCUUCAGAAGACUGUCAUUAAUAAAUUACUUCAGAAAGUAUUAGGUAAGGAAAUGGGAUCAAAUUUCGAUGAGUUUCUGGCGGUACUACAUCAGCAGGCAGUGUGAUUAAUGUAGUCUUAUGACUGCAGUAGGCUGGUUUAGAGAUUAUAUGUGAUUAACAGCAGAGUCGAGCUAAAUAUAGGUUAGUCUUUCAUUCGCACCUCACUGAGGUACAAUUUCUUUGAAAAUCAGUAAGAAUUAAAAUCAGCUUUAAAAGAAGGAUAACAGGAGAACAAGAAGCUAAUGAAAUUACUAAUUUUUUUGCAACCUUUUUGAGUACUUUUGAGUACUUUCUCAAGACGAACGUCAGGAGAAACAUCUGGCUGACGGGGGGAAGGAAUCUGAGAGCAGGGCUGAGUUACUGGCAGAAUCUUAUUGUGCCUGACAGACAAUCUCCGGUGGACGAUGCACAGCGACACGGUGGAGGAUGAGGACAAAACAACCAGUCGGCAGGUGCUCUUUGUGGCAGACCGCAGUCCCAAAGUUCCUCGCUGCUUCUCCCAGCUAAAGAUAUUUAUCGUGGCGCUGUCCUUCGUCUUCUUCUCCAAGGCGCUUGCGGGCACCUAUAUGAAGAGCGCCAUCACGCAGAUCGAGAGGCGCUUUGACCUCUCCAGCUCCCUCACUGGGCUCAUAGAUGGUGGAUUCGAGAUGGGUAACCUGCUGCUCCUGGCUGUUGUAAGUCAUUUUGGAGCCAGACUGCACCGACCCCGGCUGAUUGCAGCAGGCUGUACAAUCAUGGCGGUCGGCUCUGCAGUUUCCGCCCUCCCACACUUCUUCAUGGGAAGGUACAAAUAUGACACUAUUGCAGCAGCCUGGCUGAAUGAAAGUUUCAACAUAGUUCCCUGUCUGGAGCCCAAGCGAGAGACAAGCCAACUGGUCAACCACCUGACAACACCACCUGGGAAUGGAACUACAGAAACAGAACAAGACUGUAAGCGGGACACAGAUUCCUACAUGUGGCUGUACCUUUUCCUGGGGAACGCUUUAAGAGGGAUUGGAGAAACUCCUGUCACACCACUGGGAAUAUCUUACAUCGAUGACUUUGCGGAGAAGCCCGAGAACUCUGCCUUCUACAUAGGUAAGGUCAUCCCCAAAGCCCGGGAAAUCCCACCAAAUUUCUUACAUCAUAUGUCAGCUGGAGAAAGGGCUGCUCUUCUGAAAGGGUUUUCAACGCUCUCCACAGCCUGCCUGCAGUCUAUCGCACUCCUUGGUCCCAUGUUUGGUUUUUUGUUGGGGGCCCUGUGUGCCAAACUGUAUGUUGACGUUGGAUUUGUGAACGAAGACAGCGUGACCAUUGCCCCCAGUGACACUCGCUGGGUGGGCGCUUGGUGGCUGGGCUUUUUCAUCUCGGCGGCCAUCAUGUUCCUGGCCAGCCUUCCCUUCUGGUUCCUGCCCAAGUCCCUCCUCAAGGAUCCUACAGCUGUACCUCAGUCUGAGAUCGACCCCCCGAGUUCCCCUGCUGACGAAAUGACGGACAUCGCCAAGGGCGAUGAGCCCCUCACUAGCUCCAGGGGAAGACUUGAAGGAUUCUUUCCAUCGCUAAGGAGGCUUCUGUGCACCCCUGUUUACUUCCUGCUCCUGUGUGAGAGUAUCCUGAAAUUUAACUCCUACUCUGGACUGUUUGCAUUCAAAGCCAAGUACAUGGAACAGCAGUUUGGUCAGUCUGCAUUUCAGGCAAACUUCUUCAUAGGUGUGCUGAACAUUCCUGCGGUCGUUGUGGCGAUAUUCUUGGGCGGGGUGCUGAUGAAGCGACUGAAGCUGAACGUGGUAUCGGGAGCUCAGCUGUCUUUGGCCACGUCGUUCCUGGCCUACCUGCUGAUCAUCGCACAGUUUGGCAUCAACUGUGAGAAUCUGAAGGUGGCAGGAUUAACAGCCACCUACAAUGGAACACCGGGGGUCUUCCCUGACGGGACCAUGAUCCAGUCAUCAUGCAAUGAGGGCUGUUCCUGCCCCACCACAGACUGGGACCCAGUGUGUUCCGACAAUGGCAUCACCUAUAUGUCACCAUGCCUGGCCGGUUGCACCAGUUCCACGAGGACAGGGAAGAUUAUGAUGUUUCACAACUGCAGCUGUGUGGGUUCCUCCCCUCCUCCAUCGGGAAGCAUGUCCGUGUCCCUCGGUCAGUGUGCCCGGAGCGAGGUCUGCAGCAUCCGUUUCAUCGCAUACAUGACUGUGUCAGUCAUCUGCUCCUUCAUCGAUGCCCUGGGAACCACACCGGGCUACAUGGUCAUCAUAUGGUGCAUCAAGCCUGAGUUAAAAUCCCUGGCUCUAGGUAUCCAAACCCUUGUGACAAGAACUCUGGGGGGCAUCCCAGGUCCGGUAUAUUUUGGAGCUCUGAUUGACACCACUUGUUUGAAAUGGGGCGCCAGAAAGUGCCAGGGGACAGGAGCCUGUCGAAUAUACAACUCCGACAUGUACAGAGUGAUAUUUCUGGGCCUAAUAACGUGCUUGAAAGGCUCAUCCUACUUCUUUAACGUUGGCGUGAUUGUACUGCUGAGGAGGCAGAGGACUCGAGGGGGCCUGAACCAAGCUGAAGUGGAGCUCCAGCACACCCAGAGGACUUCAGAUGAGUGCUUAACCACUGAGGGACAAAACCAGCAGGGUGAUCCUCCACCAAGGCAAGACAGUGGGCGGGGUGAAGGGGACAGGAUCAUUGACCAGAUUAAUGGACGGUUCCAGGAAGUGAGUGACAAGGCCACCAAUCAGGACAGAGGGCAACUUCAGAAGGAAGCCGCCCAUUGACUAAGCAAGUGGGCAAAGACAGAAAUAACAGGAAAGGACUUGGCUAAAAGGCUAUAUCUGCAGAACGGUGAUGGGACCAGCAAGGCGGCUACGAAACAAUCUGAGCUGGCUGUUCUCCACAGCCAGAGUGAGGCCAGCUGAAUCCUUAGCAGAAAGAACAUUGAAUCCCUAUGAUUGAUGGCUACAAGACACAGUGCUGUAAUGUUAUGCAAAAUAGAAAGUUUAUGUUAGGGAUGUCAUAAUAGGUACGAUUCUGCCCAUUUCUGCAUAGCUUUUUAGAAGCACAACAUCAUUGUGUACUGAGGCGGGGUUCCUGUUAUUCUGGGUAAAUAUUGCAGUCUGUCAGUUGUGUAAUGAUUGGUAUUAAUUUGACAUAAGUAGGGUGGAUGAUGGUGGUAAUGUGUAAGCGAGUACGGGUGAUUAUACGGUACAUGCUGCCCCCGGCCAUCUGCUCGGCGGGAGUCCACAGCAGUUAAUCAGCCUCGUCCUGUGGGGCAGACGAGUGGCAGUCCCAUUAACUGGAUCAUUUCCGGGCCCUGUAUCCCCAAAGCCCCACUCCACAGACACCAGGACACCUCAUAGGCCUAAACUCAAAGGUCAAGCACUGGGCAACCAAUCACAGCUGUCCCUGAAGCUGUUGCCCUCUCAAUGUGAAUGCAGUUAAUUAAAAAUUGCUUCUUUUUUUAAAUCAGCUACCUGCCUCUAUUUGUAUUACAAUAAAUAUUGCGGAAAUUGU
This is a messenger RNA of Brienomyrus brachyistius, 4615 nucleotides long. It is a transcript of the gene slco1e1, whose product is annotated as solute carrier organic anion transporter family, member 1E1. Gene Ontology annotation, cellular component: membrane. Lineage: Eukaryota; Metazoa; Chordata; Actinopteri; Osteoglossiformes; Mormyridae. The transcript has 13 exons. The record is from RefSeq and is a predicted model, not a curated record. Bases 1543 to 3879 code for a protein of 778 amino acids. Gene Ontology annotation, biological process: sodium-independent organic anion transport; transmembrane transport. Gene Ontology annotation, molecular function: protein binding.